This is a messenger RNA of Rosa rugosa (rugosa rose), 1287 nucleotides long. RefSeq names its product stemmadenine O-acetyltransferase-like. The record is from RefSeq and is a predicted model, not a curated record. Bases 1 to 1287 code for a protein of 428 amino acids. The transcript has 3 exons. NCBI's taxonomy places the organism in Eukaryota, Viridiplantae, Streptophyta, Magnoliopsida, Rosales, Rosaceae.
AUGGAGAUCACUAUUAUCUCCAGAUAUACUGCGAAACCAUCUUCUUCUUCACUUCAGCAUCUAAAACCUCACAAACUUUCCCUCUUCGACCAGCUCACUCCCGCGACUUACGUCCCAUUUAUCUUGUUCUACCCCAACUCAUCAUUAACUACCAAUCUUUCCCAGACCUUAGUCCACUUGAAGACCUCUCUAUGCGAGACCCUCACUCUCUACUACCCAAUUUCCGGCCGCAUCAAGAACAACCUCUACAUUUAUGAUUUCGACGCGGGUGUCCCAUACCUCGAAGCCCGAGUCAAUUGUCGCCUGCCUGAGUUUCUUAAGCUUCAAGAAACCCAGCUGCUAAACGACCUCCUUCCAGUUCUUCCAUUCCGGAAGGAAACGGAUCACUCAGAUCUGCUUCCCUUGCUUGCUUGUCAAAUCAAUGUUUUCGCUUGCGGUGGAUUGGCAAUCUCUGCCUCCGUGUCUCACAAGAUUUUCGAUGGGGAUACGGGAUACGCUGUUCUCAAAACUUGGGCUUCUAUUUUUCGCGGAGCUCGCGACGACAUCGUACACCCUAAUCUCUCCCAAGCCUCCCUGUUCUUCCCACCAAGAGAUCCAUUGCCUCAGAACUAUCUGGAUUUAAUGGAUAGCUUGUGGUUUAAGCGAAGCAAUUAUGUUUCAAAGAGAUUUGUGUUUGAUGCCAAAUCCAUAGCCACACUGCGAGCAAGAUCGACGAGCGAAAACGUUCCCAAGCCCACACGUGUGGAGAUACUAACUAGUUUUAUCUGGAAACAUGCAAUGGCUGCUUCUAGGGCACUGUCAUCCGGUACUUCACCAAAGACAUCCAUAGUCGUUCAUGCAGUGAACAUGAGACCGCGAAUGAAUUCACAAAUGCGAUUGGAUACUGUCAUGAUCGGAAAUCUUUUUUGGUGGGCCGUAGCUGCCGCCGACGCUUCUGAGGCAGACGCUCAUGACUUGCGUGACUUAGUGAACAUAAUUACGGAAUCAAUCAAGGGAUUCGAUAGUGAGCAUUUGGAGAGUUUGCAAGAAACACCGGAUAUCUAUGCAUUCACAAGCUGGGCUAGCUUUUUUAAACAGGUUGAUUUUGGUUGGGGGAGUCCAUUUUGGAUCGGAACCAUGGGGAAAGUCGGUCCUGCAUUUAGAAAUCUCACUGUGUUCGUCGAGAGACAAUGGGAUAGAGGCAUUGAAGCAUGGGUGAACUUGGAGGAAAACCAAAUGGCUCUGUUAGAGAAAGACCCCCAGUUUUUAGCAUUUGCUUCUCCAAAUCCUGGAAUAUCAAGCAUGUAA